CGCGUAAAUCGUAAGAUGUCGAGACGUCUCGAACGAUUCUCGACGUUUCGCGACGUGUUCGUGAAAUUAAAUCGACGAUUUCUCGCUUCUCGUGUGUUGCAGCUGUCCGGCCUGGUGGUGGGUGGCAUCGGUAUCUGGACGGUGGCGGCGAAGCACAGCUACGUAUCCCUGAUGUCCACCUCGACGUAUCCCACUCUGGCCUACGCCUUGAUCGUCGCAGGUGUCCUGGCUGUCAUCGGGAGCUGGCUCGGAUGCGGUGGCGUAACUUCUGAAAAUCGAUGCGUCCUCCUCGUGUACGUCUUCGUGGUGAUGGCGGUGCUCGUCCUGGAGGCCGGAGUCGGUGCGCUGGCGCGUCUCUACGAGGAGCAGGUCGGCCCCGAAUUGAAGAUGAAUUUGAACCGCACCUUCCUCGAGAACUAUUCCGUGCGAUCCCGGGAAACCGCGGCCAUCGACCAGAUGCAGAAAGAAUUCAAAUGCUGCGGUGCCUUGAGAUUCGAGGACUGGCUCGUGAGCGAGUGGCAUAAGGACGAGGAGGUCCUCAAGAACGGUAGCGUCGUACCUGACAGCUGCUGCAAGACGCCGACGUUACUUUGCGGGAAAAGGGAUCAUCCCUCCAAUAUUCAGUACACGGGCUGCAUUUACAAGUUCCUGGAGACGACGAAAGACCACUUGAUAAUCUUGGGCGCCGUCGGGCUCGGCCUGUCCGUUCUCGAGCUCUUCGGCAUCGUUCUCGGCUCCUGCCUUUAUAUAAAGCUCAGGCACGACUUUGACGACUGAGAAUUACUUCAAUGCCCCGAGGGCAACAACAACGGCCAGUCGUGGUGCAGAUACAUGCAGAAUAAUCCAGAGACCGUUUGAUCGUCGGAGUAGGGGCGGGAGGACGCGCGAUUACAGCCGCGGGAUCGUUUGGAUGAAAGGGAACCAUCCUCGGCCGUGGUCCCUCGUUUGCCACUCCUCCCCCCCCAACACGUUCGGAAAGGUACCAACAAGUGAAAACGGAGGUAGCGAUAAAAAAAGCGGCGCCGAUCGUUUCCUCGCUUCCCGCGAGUAUUGCGCAAAUUACGCGAUUACAGACAAUCGAAGAGGGAAGUGAAGGUUCAAAGGUAAAAACGCAUAAAUUGUAAAAUAAAAAUUAUAUAUAUUCAUCCUUUUGGAUCGUGAUCCAAAGGAAGCAAAAAGUGAUCAUCGAAUAUUUGUGCAACGGAGUUUGGUUUAAAACUCGUGCGCAUUGCCGACGAUAUUCAAUAUCAAGUCCUCUCAAAGAUGGUGCCAUUAUGAAAUGCAAAAAGAAAAAAGAAGGAGAAAUCUGAAACGUAUCACGGAGAUAUUGCUUCUGAAAUCGAUCGGUUUUGUUCUUCGUCUCUGUGUGUUCCCGUAAUGAUUUAUCUCGCAAUGAUACCGUCUUUGUCGUUUAGUUUCGAAAUUUCUACGAGCUUGCGGCGAUGCCGACGGGUUUUAAAUCCGGCUUGGUGCCUUCUCGAACGGCGUUUUCCAUGCAAGAAAUUACAAAGACGUGAAAACGAGUUUUGAUAAGCGAGCGUGGACGCAUUUGCGGUACGCAGGACCAUUAUAAAUUAUCUCGAGUAUGUAUCUAAGGGUAUCUUUCCCGAUCAGCGCAGCUGAUCCCGAACUCGACGGACGCUGCGCGGCUGCACGACUAGCCGAAACUGUAGUUCUCGCUAUUAAUGGUGUUUGAAUAUUUUCUGUGGUAUUUUCCCCCGAACGAGCCUGGAUCCUUUUUUAUAACGCAUCGUCAGCCCGUUGACGUUAAUUACACACAAACUCCAAUCUCCUCCGCCGAGCGUAAUAUUUUACAAACUCGGCGAAAUUUCGCACGCGCGAAAGCGCUGACCCCACUCGAUACUGCCAUUGCAAAUUUGCACAAAUUAUUCAAUCUAAGUACCGAUAGUGUCGUAGCUACAGCCAUGACGGAGAAAAAAAAAUUUUUUCGCGUUGAAGGAAAAGCCGCACCGUCCGACUUUUUCCGUGCGAUAAAAAAAAGAUCUGAUUAGUCGAAUAAUGUCAAUUUCCCUGCGAUCGGAUCGCGCGUCAUCGGGUUUAGUUGCAUCUCUCUUUUUUUUUUCUUCUUGGCUCGCGCACCGCGUCAAUGGAUAAAUUAUCAGAAAAGAAACACGCCGAAGAAACACGAUGACGGAUCGAUCUGCAUCCGGCAGCGAAGACAAGGCGAAAAUCGACUCGAACAUCGGAUAGAACUGUAAACAGUGCCUUGAUGAUAUUGUUAAGCUCAGAGUUAUUUUAGAGUACGCAUUAAAAAAAAAAAAAAGAAAGAAAAAGAAGAAAAGACAUCGUGACGGUGUAAAUUGUUAAAGAGGAACCAGCGGAAAAGAGAGACAAGGAGAGACUUUAGCGUGUAACAAAUUUCACAAACACACAAGCAGCAUGUAUAUAUCCGUUGCUUCGCAAAUGAGUACAAGCCUUUGCACAUUAUUUAUAAUAACGAACGCUUUCUCCGCGUCAAAAAUCGGGAGCGCGUCGCUCAAAUUGGCAAUUGCGAACUGACAGAAAUUUUCACCGAUCUGACGAUUGUCUUUCUCUUCGCAUCUCUCUCUCUCUUGUGUCUCGCGCGCAGUUACAAGUUUUGAUAUAUAAAAUUUAUUUCACACGGUUGACGAUCGAUCGAUUACAGCUUCGCAAUUGCGGAUUCCAACGACGUUCUCGCGCACGAAAAAGUCCAAACAUAUUUUACUACUGUACCGUUGCGUCAUAUGUUAUUUUAAUCUUAACAUUAUUGUCCUCUCUUUGCUAUUAUGUAUACAUAUAUUAUAUCGAGUAGCGGCUAGGCAAACUUUAUACAUAUUGUACAUAUCAAACGCUAUUCUGUUACGAAUAAAUGUUUAAAUCG
Messenger RNA from Pogonomyrmex barbatus (red harvester ant), 2863 nucleotides. Its product is annotated as CD151 antigen. Gene Ontology annotation, cellular component: plasma membrane. Lineage: Eukaryota; Metazoa; Arthropoda; Insecta; Hymenoptera; Formicidae. The record is from RefSeq and is a predicted model, not a curated record.